AUGUCAAGACGGGACUUGACGCAGAAAAACCCGUCCGAAACAGGAGACAGACACGCUGCAGAUGAGCACGGAAGUAGUACCAAACCAAAAGUACAGGUUCUGGUCAAAAUUGACCGAGCAGAGACGAAUUUAGAUCUGGAACUAGCGCAAAGCAGACCCGAAGAGACUCCCAGCGCACUGGACAACCAUUUUGAGCGAGAUUCAAGCGAUUUUGGCAAAGACACUUUUGCAAAAAGACCAAAUCUCUCCAUCGUCACGCAACAGAGAGGCAGCUCUUCGACUGAUAAUCCACGAACGGCGUCCGGCCAGCUCUCGGCCACCAGCAACAAGACCCAUUUCAAAAAUCUCACAACACCUUCGAAGUCACGGGACUCAUCGGACGCGACCUCCAACGAACGGCACAGCUUGCAGAUAGAUCGGCAUUCCGGCAGCGGAGAACGUCGCCAUUCGCUUAAUUCCCGCACCUAUAGCGAUACAGACAACGACGACAAUCUGAGGUCGGCCACCAUCAUCUCAACAAUCGACGAAGGCGAUCUCAAUGACUUUCGCGACCUCCAGGACGAUUUCACCAAUGCCAUGGGCAAUGGGAGCUCGACGUGGCUGCCACAGAUCAGAAGUGACUCCAAUGUGCCAAAAACGUCGGCAGAAGCAGACGAAGACGCACACUUAUCGGACUAUGAAGAACAAAGGCAAAAUAGCAGGAGUAUGAUGAGGACCCCCAGUCCCUCACACGUUCGGGGAAGUAACUCGCAAGCCCAUGAAUCGGUUUUAAAUACUCCCAGAAAUUUGCAUAAUUCCAGCAUCAAAAAAUUCAAAAAAGUUGGUUUUGAAGAAACCGAAGAGUUCGAAGAACGAGUAGCAUCAGACAGCAGCGAAUCGGAUUCAUUAACAGGGCUCGAAAAGGACAACUCUUUAAACUUACACGGAAACUCGCUGGGACUCUUUUCCCCGAAAAAUCGUUUUCGUGUCAAGCUGGCAUCAAUCGUGAUGAACAAGUGGGCGUACCGAUUCAACUUGUUUCUGUCCAUAUGGCUGGUCUCUACACUCUCUGUUGCCUUUCUGAGUGAUCCCAACAAACUAGAGUACUACUCUUCCCUAACAGGUGCAUUGCUAUUUGCGGUGAACGUACUCUAUACAAUCGAUAUCCUUGCUCAAAUUAUCGUAUUUGGUUUUUGGGACGAUUCACAGGUCUUUCACGCAAGAGGGGAGGACUAUAAAACAAUCUAUGAAAUUUUCGGCAUUACUAAAUUCCAUCAGCGUCUCGAAUCCAAAUACGGAGCGGAUUUUGUGCGCAAAAUAUCACCUUUCAAAAUCAGCUAUGACAAGCUUGCAGGCAAGCCCGCUCAUAAGCAGAUCAAAAGCUCUGUAACAUUUGUUGGCUCUCCUGAUAAAACGCCUGCUGAAGUGCCGCUCCACCGUGCCUACGCUCGAAGCAGUUGGAACAGAAUAGAGUUAAUCUCCACAGCUUGCUUUUGGAUGUCAUUGUUUCUGUCGAUAAAUGAUUAUGACUACAAACAUGGUAUACGCAUAUUCAAGGCGCUCGCAGCGCUUCGCAUUCUCAAACUCGCGACUGAAGAAGGCAGUCAGUCUCGAAUUCUGAACACUUUAAAGUUCGGGCUACCGCAAUUAAUAAGUGUCUGCUUCAUGCUUCUAUAUUUCUGGACCCUGUUUGGGAUUCUCGGCGUUCAGAGCUUUCAGGGCUCCAUGAGAAGGCAAUGUGUCUGGACUAAUCCAAACGACCCAUCAGAAAGCUAUACCAAUAGCAUGCAAUUCUGUGGCGGUUACCUAGAACCGGUAACGAAGAAAAAGAUGCCAUACAUUUUUUCUGAUAAUGAAGAUGGCCCAAUAUCUAAGGGAUUCUUGUGUCCACAGUACUCUAAAUGCGUUUCGACCGAAAAUCCUUUCAAUGGCAGGGUCAGCUUCGACAACAUUCUGAGUUCGAUGGAGCUGGUUUUCGUGACUAUUAGCGCCAAUACGUUUACGGACAUCAUGUAUUAUACUAUGGACUCUGACAGUAUGGCGGCCUCACUCUUUUUCGUCUUUUGUAUCUUUUUUCUGAACAUUUGGAUGAUAAACUUGAUGAUUGCAGUGCUGGUGUCCUCUUUUGAGAAAGCCAACAAGCUUUCUAGAAAAGGCUUACGGAAAGAAGCCCCGUCUUUGAUUGAACGAGUCAGGAAAAAAAUUAUGAAGUUAGUUGAGAGCAAGGCUAAUCUCAAGGAACUACCAAAUUGGAGUUUAGUAUGUCUGAAAUGGUACCAAAAAGUGGAGUUCAUCUUUGUCCUAGUCAUAGUCGCGGAUCUUAUAAUUCAAGCUACAUUGAACUCAGAAAGCAGCGAGGACCAGAUGGAGACCAUUUUCAUGUUUGAUCGCGCCGCGAAUUACGUUCUGUUGUUCGAAUCGCUCAUACGAAUAAUCUGUUUUCUUCCGAACCUCUGGAAACUGCUAAUGACACCAACUUACAUGUUCGAUAUUUGUUCAUGUAUUGUAUCAGUUAUAAUAACCAUCCCUCAAAACAGAAAAGCUUUGGGGCAGGGCUAUUAUUGGCUCAACAUUCUCCAAAUAUUGCGCUUUUACCGAGUUAUAACGAUGAUCGAAGUCACCAGAAAUUUGUGGAAACAGGUUCUGGGUAAUGCAUUGCUUAUCUGGAACCUUUCAGGAUUUUACUUUCUUUUCCUCUUUUUGGUUUCGGUGAUCAUGUCGGUCUACUUCACAGGGUCAGUGCCGGAAACAGAAAAAGGGGAAAUACCAUUCGCUUUCUAUGAUUUAUCAAACUCUUUUUUGACACUCUUCAUCAUAGGAUCCACGGAAAACUGGACGGAUUCAUUGUAUGCUGUUCAGCAAUAUGCUCCCAAUUAUUCUUCGCAAUUCUUUGGUUCAGUUCUAUUGAUAGUAUGGUUUUUUUUGGCGAACUUUGUUAUGCUGAAUAUCUUCAUUGCGAUUAUAGCAGAAAGCUUGGAUACCCCCGAGGAAGGAAAAAGAUCAUUACAGAUCAGACAUUACUUGCAGCAUGUCUAUCCGGAGAAGAUUAAGGAAUUUACAAGUUCAACUCUCGCCCGUCGUAUCAAGAAAAGAAUCUUCAAGGACUCUACGGAUGAAACCUCUAGGGAUUUUAGGCAAUUUCUGUUCAGAGGAACUGCGAUUGUCAGCAUUGCACAGCAACAUAACAUUAUGGAUCUCAAUGACGUGGGGAAAAAGCCAAAUGAAUAUUUUCCACGCUUGUCAAAGCUGGGUUUUGGUAAGCUCAAAAAAUUGCCUUUCCUAAAGCCUUUCACUGAAAACCCAUUUGGCAAUAAGCCUGAGGUGGUGUACAUCGAGUCCACCGAUUCAGAGGGGUUAAACAAAAGAUACACUUUGAAACUAAAUGACUUUGAGGAAGACAAACUAAAAUACAUGAGGGUGCAUCCAUUUUACAAUAACACCUACUUCAUUUUCCCUCCUAAUCACAUCUUUCGCCAGUUUUGCCAAAGUCUUGUUCCCCCUUGUGUUGGCAAAAGGACUGACGGGAUUCGCUUCUUUGAGGAUAACACAAAUAUUUACGAAAGCGAUUCCAAUUUCAGGCACUUAAAGCGGGACAUUUUUGUUGGUUUCAUUUCGAUCACGACAAUUUUAAUGGUUAUUUAUUCCUGCUUUAUCACACCCUUGUAUCGUAUGAAACAUUUCGCCGUUCGAGAAUGGUCGAAGUAUUUCGAUGCUACGUUUGUCAUAAUUUUCUCCCUAGAAUUUAUUAUAAAAACGGUUGCGGAUGGGUUGAUACACACUCCUAACGCUUACCUUCGCAAUCCAUGGAAUUGCAUAGACAUUACAGUUCUGGUCUCUAUCUGGAUCGACUUUGUUGCCAAUUUGAAAAACGAUGACGACUUAUCCCGUCUCUUUAGGGGACUAACUGCUCUUAGAGCCUUACGGUGUCUCACGAUCAGUAAAACGGCCAGGGCAACUUUCAAUCAAGUUCUUUUUGAUGGUAUUGGCAAAAUCAUUGGUGCAGCCACUAUUUCGCUCACCGUUCUAUUCCCCUUCUCCGUUUGGGGGCUAGGAAUAUUGAGAGGGCGUCUUGGCGUCUGCAACGAUGGCGUUGAUCUAUCCAAAUGUUACAACGAGUUUACAAGUGAGGUCUUUGAUUGGGAAAUUUUGAUGCCGAGAACAUACUCAGAGCCAUAUCUCUACAUGAACUCUAUUUCAAGCGCAUUUAGAUCGCUUUACGAAAUAGUGUCAUUAGAAGGCUGGGUCGAUAUCCUGACCAAUAGCAUGGCAAGCACAGGGGUGGGAACCGUGCCCGAACCCUUUGCCACAACUACCAAUGGACUCUUUUUUGUGCUGUUUAAUUUCUUGAGCAUGGUUUUCAUCCUGACACUCUUUGUGUCUUUCAUUAUCCGUAAUCAUGCUCGAACAACAGGAAGUGCAUUUUUGACCAUUGAAGAGAAAUCGUGGCUUGAAGUCAAGCGACUUCUUUCACAAGCACGGCCUGAGCCGAGCCCCGAAAUUUUAUCCAUGGGUUCUGUCAGAUUGUUCAUAUAUCGGCUGGCGGUUGAAAAAUCGUUCUUUUGGUAUGCUCUCUUUCUCCAGCUUAUGUUGUAUGUUCAUAUCUUGACUUUACUGGUCUACACUUAUCAAGAAAACGGCUCGCUUCAAAGUUAUCAAAAUGCCGUUUUCAUGUUGUCUACCACAGUUUUUUUGAUUCAGGAAAUCUUUUACAUUAUUGGUAAAGGAACAAGACUGUGGUUUGCCAAAAAAUGGGAUGUUUUCAAGUUCUUCAUAGUCAUUUGCUCCUUUGCUCUUAAUAUCGCGAGAAUCGUUCGUCAUGAAGCUAUUCUUGGCUUUACUAAUAUUCGUGAUCUGUUCCAACUUGUGAUCUUUUUGUUUGUGAUACCUCAAAACGACGUUCUCAGUGAACUUAUAAGCACAGCCAUGGCUAGUAUGCCCUCAAUUUUAUCUCUGACCUACACUUGGGGAAUCCUGUUUUUGGUAUAUGCUAUUGCUCUGAAUCAAAUAUUUGGGUUGACAAAAUUGGGUCCAAAUACAACAGGAAAUUUAAACUUUAGAACUGUUGUCAAGAGCUUGAUUGUUUUGUUUCGCUGCAGUUUUGGAGAAGGGUGGAAUUACAUUAUGGAUGAUAUAACGGUUACCGAACCAUUCUGCUAUGUCGAUGAGUCAACGGGUCAUUCAGAUUGCGGAUCAAAGCCAUACGCAUACGUUUUACUGAUGUCUUGGAACAUUUUGUCCAUGUACAUCUUUUUGAAUAUGUUCGUGUCUCUUGUUUUGGAGAGCUUCAGUUAUUUAUACCAUUCAGGGUCAGGUUCCAAAGCUGUGGCCAGUAGGGAUGAAAUAAGGCGAUUCAAAAACGCGUGGAAAAAGUUCGAUCCUGAUGGCGUGGGAGAGAUAGAACACAGCCAACUGCCACGUCUCAUGCACUCUUUUGAUGGAAAAUUGUCCUUCAAAGUAUGGGAAGGCAGGCUGUCCGUCAAGAAUUUGGUCGCCAACUACAUGACGGUGAACCCGCUUGAUGCUUACGAUGUGAAAGUCGACCUGGUGGGGCUAAACGAGGAGUUACAAAGCAUCGAUCGCGCCAAGAUUAUGGAACGAAAGCAGCAGUACCGCAGAUUUGUUCAGGAAGCUCACUACUUAAGUGCAUUCAAGAACGGAAUUACCUUCAGCAAAAUUAUCCAGCAGAUUCCGCUAUAUACAGCGUACUCUCCCCAGGAAUGCCUGGGAAUCGAUGAUUAUGUGAAAAGGCUUUAUGUUAUGGGAAAAGUCGACAAAUUUCUAGAUAACGAGAGGAAUGUUGAAGUUUUAGAGAUGGUGGUCACCAGAUGGAAAUAUUUGAGCGAGUGUCGGAGCUUCCGGAGCCGGCCAACACGGCCAAGGCCCAAAUAUGCGUCCAAUUUGUCUAGCACGGAAUUGGACCCGCCAGACACACCGGGCUUAGACGUGGGCAUAAAUAAUUUCAGCUGGUCGCCCAGACAAGUGCACCAAAACCGCUCUGGCAGCUUCGAUUUGUAUUGGGGAAGCACUGGCUCCCACUCUAGUCAAUGA
Messenger RNA from Lachancea meyersii CBS 8951, 6027 nucleotides. Lineage: Eukaryota; Fungi; Ascomycota; Saccharomycetes; Saccharomycetales; Saccharomycetaceae. The record is from the annotation of a GenBank genome assembly.